GCUCAUGAUUCGAUGAACGUCACCCUGCCGCAGAGGGCUUGGUCAGAUCCAUUAGAUCUGCAUUGCAGAUCAUUGCACUCACGACGACGAUCACGACUGACAAGGCGAUCAUCCAGGAUCUUGAUGAUGAUGCGGAGUAGGAGGAGCGCUAUCUAUUUCUUGUCUUUCAACGUGAUCUAUCAUCUUAAAACCAACCAACUUCUUGUCCUUCAACUUCUUUUCCUAUCUACUUCCAACAAUUUUUACAGGACCCCAUAGCUCCCUCUUCUAGCAGCUGCCAGAAAUUUGUAUGUGACCAGGCCAAAAGGAAAAAAGGAUCUCAUGAUGUUUAUUCUCCCCGGUGUACUAGAUGCACGAGUUGUAUAGGCGCGUAGGCCCCUCGUCCCUGUUUUCCAUUUAUUGUACGCAUAUAAAACGAUCUACGUUUUCUUUUUCAUCAUCGCGACUUCUCUUCAUUCCAACUACUGGAACCACGACAAGAAUGAUCUCGGGAAGCACCACAUCAGCUGCGGCGAGCGGCAACCCAGGAGGGCGUGCUGGCUCUCCGGAACACCAGCCUACCUUCGAUGCCUCUUUCGACGCGGUGCUGCAAAAAAUUCAACAGGAAUUAGCUUCUUCGCAAAACAGCGAAACGCUCGCGGCCCUGCUGGCGAAGUCAAAAGUAGGUGCUGGUCGUUAUACAGCUGCGCAGGCGAAAGCUGCAACACGACCAGAGGAACUGAUGAACUCAGAAGUUGAUGCCCUCGACUCCUCGUCCUCACCAUCUACUUCGCCAGCUGUUGCUCAAGAAAAAUCACAACUAGAGGAGAAGUUUAUGCCGGCGAACAUUCUGGCGGCGUUUCUCGAAAGGAAGAUGCUGAAGGAGAUUUUGGAAGGUCAGGACGGGUUGUUUUCCAAAACCUCAAACACCGCGAGCGAAGCGCUGGAAUCGGGCUUCAGUCCGUCUUCUACUUCAGAUGGAACAAACGGAGAUGCGGCCACUACAUCCGAGGAUGACAGUACUGAAAUGUCGAGAAGACAAGCUCAAUCACCGGGCGCUACCGCCGCUUCUACAGAUAGAAGAAAUCAUAAAUCCGGAACCACCAACCAGCCCAACAACAAAGCUAAACCGCAAAACCUCAAACCAGUGAAAUACGUCUUCGACGCGAACGACCUCAACACUUUUUUCUCCGAAGAGGGGUGGACGAUUUUGCUGUGGCUCGCCCACUAUGAACUGCAAAAGUAUCGUACUAGUACAAAUUGAAAUUGCAUUACAAAUUUGCUCAGCAUGAGAAAUGGAAUUUGUCAUGCUGUUUUACUUUGAAAAGAAGAUUUGUCAUGCAUAUACUGCAAUUAGUACGACUACGAUACUUUUGCACAGGAUACCCAUCUAGGCUGCAAGGAAGAGAAGGACAGCAUUGACGACUGCGGGAAGGUUAUCCUGAGUAAAAACGUACCCACACCAGAGUCAAGAUGGAAAAUCUGCUAGACAAAUCGGCCAACUUUGCUUGUUUCGCAUGACAAAUUUGGACGCGUAGUGUAGUGCUCUUUGAGCUAGUUCAGCAGCAUUACAGAUCUAGUCUCUCAUGCUGAUUGGAGCAUGACAAAUUUCAAAACACCCUUAGAAAAUGCUUCUCAUGGGGCUCCGCACGACAAACGUUUUAAGCAUGCAGAUUUGCAUGACAACUCUGGUGUGGGUACGUUUUUACUCAGGAUAAAGGUCGGAUGCUGCGAGGUGGAGCAGCAGAAGACCCCGAAACAAUUCCUCAACCAAGUCUAUAGUUUCACAGAAGCACUGCUGCAGGACUACGCACCAAUCUUAGACGUGAAUACUGGUGGUGAGUACGAUAAAGUCAGACCCUUGACGUUCGCUAUUGACGGUGCGAACGAGGAAAUGACGGAUUUGUUUCUCAAGUACGGCGCGGAUCCGUUUUUGGAAGAUGACGAAGGGGAGUGUAGUGUGGAUUUGGCUGCGAAAUUACUCAAAGAGCAGCUGGAGAAAGAACAUCAAGCGGAAUCUGUCAUGCAAAAUGGCGAUAUUGGAGGAGGAAUUAGAAUUACAGCAGGUGGACACGAAGAUGACGAUGAAAACCUGGUCUGCGAUGUUUCUGAAGUUGCGGACAUUCGAGAUUUUGCCCAGAUGAGAGGCGGGUUCUCAACGGCUGGGGUGGUGGGACAGAAGAAUAAAGAGAAGGAUGGUAAUAUUAACGAGAAAAAUCACGGUACAACUAGCGACAAAGACGAAAGUGGUCCGGUCUUGGACUACAGAUGGUUGAGGAAAUACUCCUGGGUGCAGGAAAGGCUUGGCGGGAUGAAAGAAAAAUCAUGAUACACACAACUUCAUUCGUCCUUGUGCCAGCGAGAUCAUUUUCAACACCCUUUCGAAAGACAAAAAUGAAAUGAAAGACGCAACGAUAUUCCAC
Amoebophrya sp. A120 is the source of this 2402-nucleotide messenger RNA. The record is from the annotation of a GenBank genome assembly. NCBI's taxonomy places the organism in Eukaryota, Dinophyceae, Syndiniales, Amoebophryaceae.